This is a messenger RNA of Psilocybe cubensis, 495 nucleotides long. RefSeq lists its product as uncharacterized. The record is from RefSeq and is a predicted model, not a curated record. NCBI's taxonomy places the organism in Eukaryota, Fungi, Basidiomycota, Agaricomycetes, Agaricales, Agrocybaceae. Gene Ontology annotation, cellular component: cell tip; cytoplasm. The coding region runs from base 1 to 495 and encodes 164 amino acids. The transcript is spliced from 3 exons. Gene Ontology annotation, biological process: establishment of cell polarity.
AUGAGCGCAUACUAUUCGUCGAGUUCGUCCUAUGCUGGGGCUGGCCCAAAUGACGCACCAGCACCAAUGGCUCCGAUUAACUAUCAAACAGCGAUUCCUGGAGAUGUUUCCACGGCAGUAAAGGACCUGUUAACAUCGACGAAGCGUCUACAGGAAAUGCUCAAGCUCUGGAGCAUUGAACAGGCCACGGAGGGGGACGUGAGCGAUCUGUAUGUCCAGAUCGGCCAUGCAUUCAAUGUUACGAUAACUGCUUUUGCGUACCACCACAUAGACUUGAGUGAUUUGCACAACAUACCUACGGAACUACGGGAGGUCCUGGAGCGAUGUCUUUCGGAGGAUCCAUCCCCGGAAGUGUUGGACAGCUACCUUCCAGACUUGCGGAAGGUGCUGUUCAAACUUCUGAAAGGCUUGCAGAGUCGACAAGCUGCAUGGCGAGCGUCCGUAGAGAGACGAGAGGCAAUGCAAUUGAGGACAUCGCCGCUGAACUCGGACUAG